Messenger RNA from Neocloeon triangulifer, 5274 nucleotides. RefSeq lists its product as uncharacterized. The record is from RefSeq and is a predicted model, not a curated record. The transcript has 22 exons. Bases 199 to 5109 code for a protein of 1636 amino acids. Gene Ontology annotation, molecular function: protein binding. Lineage: Eukaryota; Metazoa; Arthropoda; Insecta; Ephemeroptera; Baetidae.
GGCGAAAUUGCGGUGAGAUGAAUAAUUAAAAAGCAGUGGUCACUUGGAUACCCGUGUUGUUAGCAACACACGGCGGCGGCGGGACAUAAUGGCAUGCAUGCCAUCGACCCACGCGGCGCCGCCGCCGCUCCCUUGAUCACUCGGCAGGUGUCCGUCGAACGUCCGACACCGGCCAUGCCCUGACUUCCGAUUCGCCGCAUGGCAAAGCCUAGGGCCGCCAACUGCAAGCACCCUCACAGAAACUUCACCACGAACGGACUUUACCAACACAUCAGUCCGCCUAGAGCGGUACCAGCGCUGAAGCCUGAAGCGUUGCGGCAGUGGCUAAAGGAGGGCGACGUCGAGAGACUCCGCCAACUGGUCACCGACGGUCAGGGACACCGACUGUUGGGCGAGCGUCCUCCUGUGCCAGCUGCCAGGGGAUUUUUACGGACGCUACCUUCGCUCAUGGCCAGACAAGAAGAAGUUCACAUCGCUGCUGAAGAUGGCAAAGCAAACGAAGUGGCCGCCAUGCUUGAAAAGGGCGAUGAAGGUGCUCGCCUGGCCAUCAGCAAGGACGCCGCGGGCCUUGGUCUGCUGCACAAGGCGGUGCUCCGAGGGCACGUCGCCCUUGCUGAAUUGCUUGUGGAGAAGUACCCUUUGACCAUAAACCUCCGAGAUCAUGAGGGUAGGACGCCUUUGCACUACUGCGGGGCGAGUCCAGAGGCGAAUUUUAUGUGGGGCCUGCUGGAGGCAGCAGGAGCGGACUUGGACGUGGUGGACAGGCGUGGCAACAAGGCCAGGCAUUACCUCAACAUGAGCAAAAACGCGUCUGGCAGCAGCCUAGGUUCCUUGAAGCGAGUUCGUCGGCAGGAACCAGAUCUGCCCGUCAUCGUGACGAGGGCGCACAUUCGCAAGUGGAUUCACGAGCGAGAUUUGGGCAAGUUGGAAAAGCUGCUUUGGGCAGGCCACGGCGACAGGCUUUUGCUCGAAACCAGCGCCAGUCCCAAAGUCCGCGGCUUCCUGGAAUCAGUUCCUUACAUUCUGACGGUGAUAAAAGAGGCGCAUUGUGCUGCUGUCACGGACAACAUUCAACUCUGGCGUUUGCGAACGUCGCCUCCAGUACCUGAACACGUAGUUAUAAGUAAAGAUAAGAACGGUCUCGCCCCACUCCACAAGGCUGCUGGUCUCGGCCAUGUGGACAUUGUACACGAGAUCCUUACGCGCUUCCCAGACGCUCACAAAGCGACGGACGAAACAAAAAGAACUCCUUUGCACUACGCCGCCCUUUUGAAAACGGAUGGCCCUACUUACAGAGCUCUCAUGGACGCAGGAGCAGAUGAAAACGCUCCUGAUAAGAAAGGACACACGCCGUUGUUCUACGCACAACAUCCACAUGAUCACAUAGACUCGUCCUUGCUGACCCACGUGCCUGAGGCCCCAAGGGCGCACAGCAAGUUGCCCACGAGCUGGAAUUGGAACUUGCUCACGUUGGCUCCAAACGCGAUCGCCACUAACAUGGUGCCCGAACCUCUUCCUCUACCUCAGCUGCCGAAAAGGGCGGAAAAAGCGCCGUUGCCCAAUAUCAAAAGACAGCCGCCCAAACCUGUUCAGCCCAAGAACGAAAGCUCAAAAGAAUUGGACUUAAAACAAAGUCAAAAUAAAAUAGCGAAAAACCUACUUGACUCCAGCGAGACGAAAUUUUCUGCUUACCAGCCGCAAAUCCCAAAAAAGAAACCAAUCUUAGACAACAGCAGUUCCAAAAUUUCUGCAGAAAGUCCACACAAACCUUUGGAAACUUCCGGUGGCAAAUUUAAUAACCUUCCGUCUAGUCCGAUUAAACCAAUUGACACUUCUGGAGGCAAAUUUAAUUUGCCGUCAAGUCCAAUUAAACCAACUGACUCUUCGGGGGGUAAAUUUAACCUUCCCUCUAGUCCAGUGAAACCUUUAGAGACCUCCGGAGGAAAAUUCAACCUGCCUUCAAGUCCGAAGAAAAUCCUGGACCAAUCAGGAAGUCGCCUGAACACCUCCCUUGUUCAAACAAGUCCUAUGCGUGUAUACGACUCGUCUGGCACCAGGAUCAUUUCGACCCCUUCCGUUUACGUCAGUCGGCAACCCCUUUCGACCAUCCCCCUGGCGGCCACCGCCUUUCCCAGCUCUCGCGACUUUGACAUCGCCCAAACUCCUCCGACCACGUUCUCCUUUUCGCCGAGCACGUCCAACCGCACCCCUUUGGGCAUCAGCAGAAUCAACACCCCCUUCAACCCCAACAUUACCAGACCUCGGUUCAACCCCCCUGUGCCGCCAAGUACAGCUCCCGCUUCCACCCCCAACCAAUCAGCCUUUGCAACCACAACGGUGCCCAGCACUGCCCCUUCGGUCACCACUUCGACAGUCAACAAACCGUCAGAGGGUGUCAAGGAAAGGGUGGAGGUGAUACCUGAAACGCCACCCUUGGAAAGAGUUCAGAACCUUGCCACGGACGAGGAGCUUCUUCAAAAGGAGCUGGAAAUGAUUGAAAAGGAAGAGCAAGUUGGUGCAAGACUUCCUGAAAAAGCGGAGGCGGAACUGAAGAAGGAAGAUUUGGCUUCGGAUAAACCGGUUAGGCCAAUUUCACCCCCCGGCACUCGCAUGCACGCACCCCUGAUCGAAAAGUGGGUCAAUAACGUGGACAUGGCGCGGCUGGAGGACGCCCUGCUAGAAGGUCGCGGUCAGAGGGUGUUGAAAAUUAUUUCAAACUCGCCGAAGAGUGGCGAUUUUAAAGGAUUCGUUGCAAGAGCACCUGGAUUUAUGGAAGCAAUGAAAUUGAUCCACUCGGCCGCCAGGACUGGAAACCUCGAUCAACUGAAUGAACUCGUCGGAGUUUACAAGAGGAUUGCUUUGGCCAGGGAUGAGGAGGGUGCGCAACCCUUACACGCGGCCGUUAGGGCAGGAAACGAGGACGUUGCCUUGAGAAUUUUGGAGAUUUUUCCUCAAGGUGCUUCUGUUCCUGAUUGGGAGGGUCGAACUCCCUUGCAUUACGCAGCAAUGUGUCCUGACAUUGAGCGCGGAAUUUCAUGCUAUCAACUUUUAUUGGCGCACGGCGCACCGGAAAACGCAAAAGACGCGACUGGAAACACGGCGCGAGACUACCUGGAAGAAACUCAAUCGCAAGUGCAAAAUUACGAUGAAGUUGUGAACACGCAAGAUGCGAUCGUCAAAGUGGCAGAGGAAAACUCUGCCAUAACUCAAAGUUUACCGCCGAAGCCCAGCAAAGUGGAUGCCGUUUUAGAGGAGGCUAAACGACUGGUCGCUGAGCAGAACACGGAAAAACUGGCCGAGAUGGUGCUUGACGGCCACGGCGAAAAACUUUUAGGGCUGCACUCAACCAACCCCUACGUGCAGGGUCUUUUGGAAAAUGUUCCCGAGUACAUGUCAAAAAUCAAGAAGGUUCAUGAGGCGGCGGAGACAGGGGACAUGGUGGCCCUGCAGAAGGCCUUGGAGCGACGCAAGUUCGUCACAUCACGUGACAAGUACGGCGCCACCCCUCUGCAUAAAGCGGUGCUCCAUCAGCAGAUGACGGUGGUGCGGUACCUGGCCAGCCGCUUCCCUGAGAGUCUCAAGGCGCAGGACCAGGCAGGACGCACGGCCCUUCACUACUCGGCAGUCCUACCUGACAGAGGCAGCGUCUACGGAAUUCUGGCCUCUCUCGGGGCUGACGUCAACAUACGAGAUAUGCGUGGACAUACGGCCUUGGAUUACCAGCUUCACCACGAGCAGAAACGGAAUCACGCGCAACUUCUGCUCGAACUGGGCGGCGACCCCAAUCUGGCCGCCCUCGACCCGAUGGACCCGACUGCUACCCUGGCCACAUCGGCCGCUGGGGCCCUCACCAUGGACAUGCUUGAACCCGACCCAAGGGACAUGACUUUUGGUACCGAACCGUCUCUUGUGAAAAAUUCUUUGCCGCCGGUGACAGCUCACUUUGACGGAAAAGCGCUGCAAGAGCCGCUGGUCGAGGCGCUGAAGGAGGUAUCAAAAAAGCGUCCCCAGAACCCAAUUUCCUACCUGGCAAAUAUCCUCCACCAAUAUGCGAACAAAAGUGCAAAAAGCGAUGCAAAAAAGCUCAACGCGUUGCUUGAUAGCCUCGAGCAGGUAGCAUCUCCCAAUCAGUACAAUUAUCCUUCAGAAGUUACAAAAUUAUUGCUGUUUUCGCAGCAAGAGUCAGGUGGCGUGAAGACACCCGAAGUGGGCCCUCCCGUCCCAUUCAGUCCCUCCGAGGAAGCCGAUGAGGAGGACAAUGGCAGACUGACGGCGCCGCCGAUGCCGCAGAGCCGCGAUCGGCGCCUCGAGACGGCCGGCUCGAUGACGAGUGGCGUCGGCAGCACCAACAGAGACGAGUACGGCCAGAGCAUGCUGCACUUCGCCGCCGUCCGCUCGCACAGCCGCAACGCCUUCGCGCAGAUCCUCAAGGAGGCCGGUCUGAGCGUUGGACAGCGGGACAUGGUGUACCGGACUCCCAGGGACGUCGCCCUAGAAGCUGGUCUUCCCGAGAACGCCAGGGAUAUUGAUGAAUGGGUUCUGCACCUUGCAAUGGAAGGCGACACAACGAGAUUAGAGGAACUUCUAUUAGACGGAUACGAUCACAUUUUGGAUAUUGCAAAUUCAAGAGGGGUCGGAAUUAUAGACCUAGUAACGCAUGCUAAUGUGCAGGAAAGCGCUGCCUUUUUAAAUUCCAUCUCGGCUUUUGAAAGUCGUCGCGACUGGAUCCACUCUGCGAUAAGGAGCGGUGAUUUGGGCAAAGUGCGCGAGGUGCUCAACUCGAGCCGGCUGGCGGUGGCGCGCAACAAGUUCGGCAGAUGCGCCCUUCACGUCGCUGUCCUCACUGAGCAAGAGAAAAUCGUCGAGUUCAUCGCGAUCAAGUUUCCAAUUUGUCUCGCCGCCGGAGACAAUCUCGAAAGAACGGCGUUGCAUUACGCGAUGGCAAUGGACGAUGCAGAGAAGCUGAGCAUGAUUUUGGUCAAGGCCGGUGCCAAAAGGGUUACCAAGGAUUUGAAAGGAAGACAGCCGUCGUUCUACUUUGUCAACAGGGAGGAAAUAAUUAGUUUGAAGGAGGAGGAGAUGAGAGAGGUGCAUGGAGUAGUAGCCUGAGCCUAAUUUACAGGAUAAUUAAUUACAAUAUGUACCUGUAGCAAUCUGCAUAUAAAUAAAAUAGGGAUAUAAUAAUUGUCUAUGUUUAUAUAGCAACGCUUAAAAAGUUUAUAAAUUACUAUUUGUAACGCUUUAGAAAUUAAAUUUCGUAAAUUUUUGAGAAUA